GAGCGGCGCGCGCUGGUGACGUCACUGCCGGCGCGCGGGGGGAGAGCGCGGGAGGCGGGUCACCAUGGCCGGGGGUCAGGAGGGGCCCAGCCCCCGCCCCAGCGAGGAGGAGCCCGGGAGCGACGGGAGGAGCACCUCGGAAAGGGUGGUGGAUUUGCUGAACCAGGCGGCGCUGAUCGGGAACGAGGGGAAAAUCACCAUCCUGAAACAGGUGCAGGAACUGAUCAUCAACAAGGACCCCACGCUCCUGGACAAUUUCCUGGAUGAAAUCAUCGCGUUCCAGGCCGAUAAAUCCAUCGAGGUGAGGAAAUUCGUGGUGGGAUUCAUCGAGGAGGCCUGCAAAAGGGACAUCGAGCUGCUGCUGAAGCUGGUGGCCAACCUGAACAUGCUCCUCAAGGACGAGAACGUCAACGUGGUGAAAAAAGCCAUCCUGACCAUGACCCAGCUCUACAAGGUGGCCCUGCAGUGGAUGGUGAAGACGAAGGUGAUCAGCGAGCUGCAGGAGGCGUGCUGGGAGAUGAUGUCCUCCAUGGCCAGUGACAUCAUCCUGCUGCUGGACUCGGAUAACGACGGCGUGCGCACUCACGCCAUCAAGUUCGUGGAGGGGCUGAUCGUGACCCUGUCCCCGCGCAGCGGCGACUCCGACGUCCCCAAACGCAGCGAGAACGACGUCAGCCUGGAGAGGAUCCCGCGGGAUCACCCCGUCAUCAAGUACAACGUGCUGUGGGAGGAGGGCAAGGCGGCGCUGGAGCAGCUGCUCAAGUUCAUGGUGCACCCGGCCAUCUCCAGCAUCAACCUGACGGCCGCGCUGGGCUCGCUGGCCACCAUCGCCCGCCAGCGGCCAAUGUUCAUGGCCGAGGUCAUCCAGGCCUACGAGACCCUCCAUGCCAACCUCCCGCCCACCCUGGCCAAGUCCCAGGUGAGCAGCGUGCGGAAGAACCUGAAGCUUCACCUGCUGAGCGUCCUGCGCCACCCGUCCUCGGGGGACUUCCAGCCGCAGAUCACCACGCUGCUGGUGGACCUGGGGACACCGCAGGCCGAGAUCGCCCGCAGCAUGCCCAGCCCCCGCGACGCCCGCAAGAGGCCCCGCGACGAGCCCGACGCCGCCCUCAAGAAGAUGAAGAUCGAGCCACCCCUGGGCGAGGAUGACGAGGACAAGGACCUGGAGACGCCGGCGGUGGCCGUGGCCAAAGCGGCCGGAGCUGCCACCGUCCCCUCGGACACCGACAUCACGGCCGAGUUCCUGCAGCCGCUGCUGACCCCCGAGAACGUGGCCAACCUGGUGCUGAUCAGCAUGGUGUACCUGCCCGAGGCCAUGCCCGCCUCCUUCCAGGCCACCUACACGCCCGUGGAGUCGGCCGGCACCGAGGCGCAGAUCAAGCACCUGGCCCGACUCAUGGCCACCCAGAUGACCGCGGCCGGGCUGGGGCCAGGCGUGGAGCAGACCAAGCUGCUGCGUGAGGAGCCCAAGGAGGAGAAGGUGGCCAAGCCGGACGCGGUGCUGAUCAAGCGGCGCCUGUCGGCGCUGGGCCAGGGCCAGGCCAUCGCCGUGCUGGGCGCGCACGGCUCGGCCACCGCGCUGCUGGACGAGACCCCCCAGGCCAAGCGCCGGCCCGAGCCCAUCCUGCCGGCCACCCAGGCACGGCUGGCGGGGGCGGGCGGUCGGAAGAAGGUUUUCCGGCUGAGCGAUGUCCUGAAGCCGCUGAGCGAGGUGCAGGUGGAGAAGCUGAAGCUCGGAGCCGUCCGGCGCAUCCUGCGCUCCGAGAGAGCCGUGGCCGCCAGCGGGGCCGCGCAGGCCCGAGUGAAGAUCCUGGCCGCCCUGGUGACGCAGCUGGAGGUGCCCCUCAAGGGCGAGGUGCUGUCCUUCAUCCUGGACGACGUCCGUGGCCGGCUGGACCUGGCCUUCGCGUGGCUCUUCCAGGAGUACAACGCCCACCUGGCCGGAGGUGGUGGCCUGGAGCGCUACGACGAGUGCCUGAUCGGGCUCCUGGCCGGCCUGCAGGAGAAACCCGACCAGAAGGACGGGAUCUUCACCAAGGUGGUGCUGGAGGCGCCGCUGAUCACCGAGAGCGCCCUCGAGGUCAUCCGCAAGUACUGCGAGGACGAGAGCCGCACCUACCUGGGCAUGUCCACCUUGCGGGACCUGAUCUUCAAGCGGCCGUCGCGGCAGUUCCAGUACCUGCAUGUGCUGCUGGACCUCAGCUCCCACGAGAAGGACAAGGUGCGGCAGCAGGCCCUCCUCUUCAUCAAGCGCAUGUACGAGAAGGAGCAGCUCCGUGAGUACGUGGAGAAAUUCGCCCUCAAUUACCUGCAGCUCCUGGUGCACCCAAACCCGCCCUCGGUGCUCUUCGGGGCCGACAAGGACACAGAGGUGGCAGCUCCCUGGACCGAGGAGACCAUCAAGCAGUGCCUGUACCUGUACCUGGCCCUGCUGCCCCACAACCACAAACUGAUCCACGAGCUCGCCUCCGUCUACACCGAGGCCAUCGCCGACAUCAAGCGCACGGUGCUGCGCGUCAUCGAGCAGCCGAUCCGUGGGAUGGGAAUGAACUCCCCGGAGCUGCUGCUGCUGGUGGAGAACUGCCCCAAGGGCGCCGAGACCUUGGUGACGCGCUGCCUGCACAGCCUGACGGACAAAGUGCCACCCUCGCCGGAGCUGGUCAAGCGCGUCAGGGACCUUUACCACAAGCGGCUGCCGGACGUCCGGUUCCUCAUCCCCGUCCUCAACGGCCUGGAGAAGAAAGAGGUGAUUCAGGCGCUGCCCAAACUCAUCAAACUCAACCCCAUCGUGGUCAAGGAGGUUUUCAAUCGUCUGCUGGGGACACAGCACGGUGACGGCGCCUCGGCCGUGUCCCCCCUGAACCCCGGGGAGCUCCUGAUCGCCCUCCACAACAUCGACUCCUCCAAGUGUGACAUGAAAUCCAUCAUCAAAGCCACCAACCUGUGCUUUGCCGAGCGCAACGUUUACACCUCGGAGGUUCUGGCGGUGGUGAUGCAGCAGCUGAUGGAGCAGAGCCCGCUGCCGAUGCUGCUGAUGCGCACGGUGAUCCAGGCCCUGACCAUGUACCCCCGGCUGGGCGGCUUCGUCAUGAACAUCCUGUCCCGCCUCAUCAUGAAACAGGUCAGGGCACCCCAAAAUCACCCCAAAAUCACCCAAAAUCACCCCAAAAUCCCGCUGGAAUUACCCCAAAAUUCACCCAAAAACCGUCCUGGAAUUCCUGAUGUGUGCCGUGAUCCGGGUCCUGACCAUGUACCCCCGGCUGGGCGGCUUCGUCAUGAACAUCCUGUCCCGCCUCAUCAUGAAACAGGUCAGGGGACCCCAAAAUCACCCCAAAAUCACCCAGAAUUACCCCAAAAUCACCCGGAAUCACCCCAAAAUCCCACUGGAAUUACCCCAAAAUUCACCCCAAAAUUCCUGAUGUGUGCCGUGACCCGGGCACUGACCAUGUACCCCCGGCUGGGCGGCUUCGUCAUGAACAUCCUGUCCCGCCUCAUCAUGAAACAGGUGUGGAAGUACCCCAAGGUGUGGGAGGGGUUCAUCAAGUGCUGCCAGAGGACCAAGCCCCAGUCCCUGCAGGUGUCCCCAGGUGACUCCAGGUGUGCUCAGGUGACUCCAGGUGUAUCUCCAGGUGACCCCAGGUGUCUCCCCAGGUGUGGAAGUACCCCAAGGUGUGGGAGGGGUUCAUCAAGUGCUGCCAGAGGACCAAGCCCCAGUCCCUGCAGGUGUCCCCAGGUGUGGAAGUACCCCAAGGUGUGGGAGGGGUUCAUCAAGUGCUGCCAGAGGACCAAGCCCCAGUCCUUCCAGGUGGUUCUGCAGCUGCCCCCGCCCCAGCUCGCCGCCGUCUUCGAGAAGUGCCCGGAGCUGCGCGAGCCCCUCCUGAGCCACGUGAGGGCCCUCACACCCCACCAGCAAGCGCACAUCCCGCUGUCCACCAUGGCCAUCCUGGAGGCCACCACGCGCCACGAGCCCGAGGGGACACCUGGAGAGGAGAAGCCCCCCAAGCGCGAGGAGGACCCCAAAUCCAAGGGGGUCCCGGGGGGGGGUCCCGGCUCGGGCUCCUCCCCCCCCGAAGCCCCCCCCGAGCUGGGGGGGGGGUCCCGACCUGGAGCCCCCCUCGAUCUUCAUCAGCGUCCCCGAGGAUGAGGAGAGCUCGGGGGGGGGCGACGCCUCCCCCCCCGACAGCGCCCUGGAGACCCCCAAGGACCCCCCGGUGGUCUCGGAGCCCCCCCAGAGCGAAGCCCCUCCCCCCUGCAGCCCCCCCUCGUCGGAGCCGCCCCCCCC
This is a messenger RNA of Poecile atricapillus (Black-capped chickadee), 4282 nucleotides long. RefSeq names its product symplekin scaffold protein (gene SYMPK). The coding region runs from base 65 to 4144 and encodes 1359 amino acids. The record is from RefSeq and is a predicted model, not a curated record. The transcript has 31 exons. Gene Ontology annotation, cellular component: mRNA cleavage and polyadenylation specificity factor complex. Lineage: Eukaryota; Metazoa; Chordata; Aves; Passeriformes; Paridae.